Messenger RNA from Coccidioides immitis RS, 2461 nucleotides. RefSeq names its product ornithine decarboxylase. The transcript is spliced from 3 exons. Gene Ontology annotation, molecular function: ornithine decarboxylase activity. Bases 738 to 2081 code for a protein of 447 amino acids. The record is from RefSeq and is a predicted model, not a curated record. NCBI's taxonomy places the organism in Eukaryota, Fungi, Ascomycota, Eurotiomycetes, Onygenales, Onygenaceae. Gene Ontology annotation, cellular component: cytoplasm.
CAGGGUGCGGUAUUACCGGCCUAACUCUGCGGGGGCCCCUAGCUUUGGGGUGCCGUAAUAGCUGCGUAAAAAUUACCGGUAAACACACCAGGCUAAGGGAGCUUCUCGCCCACUUUUUUUUUCCUCACUGCCCCUCGCCCACAAAUCCCAAAUUUUUUUUUUUUCCCUCCCUCCUCUCCUCUCCUCUUCAGCUCCUCGAAGCGUCUACCCUGAUCCCUCCUGAGCGAAGGAACACCAUCAAUCGCAAGCCAUCGAGUCAUCUGUACUCCGCCUCCGCUCUGUGAACCGCUGUCCCUUUCAUCCCGAGAGGGCCAGUGCUUUAGAUCUAUAUAAAUCCAGUGUCAGCUCGCCUUUGGGCCACAUACCCAAAGGCACAUUGGAUCACGGCUCCAGAAACCACCAGAGUCCCCUUCACUGCUUUUCUCACCUACCUUGAACCAAAGUGCCCUCUUCAAUCGCCCCAGGUCUGGUCGCACCAAGGUCAAUCUCGUCCUUUAGCGCCCCUCGACCUCUGUCCCCAAGCUUCUGAGAGUUGCCAAAACCUUGAGCUGCCGCAUAGGACUUCUCUAAAGGUUCUUCCUCUUCCAGAGGAAGAGUCGAGGAGGUUCAGUCCAGUCAACCACGGUUGCGAAACAUUUCGCCCCCCCUAACACCUAUUUUCUGUUCGUCUUACCCGACGGACUGCAUUUGUGUCUGAACUCCAUUUGAUAUUAGUCAACUGAUCAUCCGUCUCUCGGAUGGUUAUGGCACCUUCGGUUUUCGAACCCACGGACGUUUAUAUUACAGAAAAGUACCAUCACGAGAGUAAAGGUAGUUAUAAUUCUACCAAUCAUGGCGGGCCCGAAUUGUCACAUGCCCGUGAAGCGUCCAAAGAAUUGAUCUUGGACAUCCUGCAAAAGAAAGCUGCCAGCAUCGAUGUGCAGAAUUGCUGCCCCGGCGAGGAGGAUCCAUUCUAUGUGGCGGAUCUAGGAGAAGUUUAUCGCCAGCACAUUCGCUGGAAGAUGAACCUAGGACGCGUCAAGCCCUUUUACGCCGUUAAAUGUAACCCCGACCCUCAGGUCCUUCGUCUCAUGGCUCACCUUGGAAAUGGCUUUGACUGUGCUUCAAAGGCGGAAAUCGACUAUGUCCUCGCUGCCGGCGUCGACCCUAGCCGCAUUAUAUAUGCCCAUCCGUGCAAGACAAAGUCCUACCUUCGCUAUGCCGCACAACAAGGCGUCAAGCAGAUGACCUUUGACAACGCUGAUGAGCUGUACAAGAUUAAGACCAUGUGUCCAGAUGCGGAGCUCUUUUUGCGAAUCCUAACCGACGACUCCGCUAGCUUGUGUCGUCUAAGCAUGAAAUUCGGCGCUUCGCUCACCGUGACCCGUUCUCUGCUUGAACUGGCCAAGGACUUGGGUCUUAACGUUGUUGGAGUGAGCUUCCAUGUCGGUUCGGGGGCGGAAGACCCAACAGCAUUCGUCAAGGCCGUUGAAGAUGCCCGCUUCGUGUUUGAUCAAGCCAGUGACAUCGGUCACGAUCUCAAAGUUCUCGAUGUCGGCGGUGGCUUUUGCGACGAAACUUUUGAGCGGUUUGCAGCGGCGCUCAGCGAUGCUUUGGAUACAUAUUUCCCGCCCCAUAUUCGCGUCAUCGCAGAGCCCGGCCGUUACUAUGUUGCAUCUGCCUUCACCCUCGCCGCCAACGUCAUUGCUCGCCGCGAUGUCAGCCCUGCAGCCUCUGACUCUGACUCUGCCACUGGUCCCGCGGAGAUGUAUAUGAUCUAUCUCAACGAUGGAGUCUACGGAAACUUCUCCAACAUUGUUUUCGAUCAUCAGCAUCCGGUGGCCCAGAUUCUAACCAAGGAUGACAUGGCUUCUACCCACCCUGUGGAGUAUUCCAUCUGGGGUCCUACUUGCGAUGGCAUCGACGUUAUCAGCAAACGCGUUACACUUAACGGGGUAUUGGGUGUGGGCAACUGGUUGUACUUUGAGAAUAUGGGCGCUUAUACCCAAUGCAGUGCAACUCGUUUCAAUGGCUUCACCGACAAGCAUGACAUCAUCUACAUUUCUACAGAACCCAGCGCCGCUGCGCUUAUGGGAUAUUAGGCAACAUCCCACGUAAGACGAAAGAUUGGAGGCAUAUCAUUCAACAUGAACCAACAAUGAAUAUCUUUCAAGUUUGCAAAACACAACGUUGAGCUAUCUUUUCACCUUGGAUCUGUUAUUAAAAAAGAAUAUGAUUUUGUUAUCUGUCCCUCUGUUUCUUCAGUCGCUCAUUUUUGGUCACAAAAGGGGAAAGAUGGAAUAAGAUGAUAGAAGAAUCUAGACGACCACGUCACCUGGCUCAGGCCUCCCUUGAAGACAAGUUUAUUUGCUAGUUUAUCCUAAUAAACAAAAGUGCUUUUUUCUUCUUUGAUUUGGAUGCUUCUAUUUACAUUUAUGUUUUGCAAGGCGCAUUUCUUUCUGUGACCAGCAGGAAAAGCAUA